Molecule: messenger RNA, 884 nt
Organism: Ilex paraguariensis (yerba mate)
Lineage: Eukaryota; Viridiplantae; Streptophyta; Magnoliopsida; Aquifoliales; Aquifoliaceae
Source: the annotation of a GenBank genome assembly
GAUAUUCCUUAAUUCAGGAAUGAGAGAGCUAACCAACCGAUUGACUUUUUUGGUACCUGAAAAAUGAUUAGGUGCCACUUUCUCCUUAACGACCCAGCGACACGUACCCGAAACCAUUUUAUAGAGAACUAUUCUCUCCUCCUAUUGAUUUCCUUCUUUCUUGGUUCAUUCUCGUGGUCUCUAUUGGUUUUGCGUCUUGAAGCAAAAGAAAACAUGGAGGCCAAGAUCGGGCAAUUCUUCGAGGCAGUCACCUCCUUUUUCAGCGGCGGAGAUCAGAUCCCAUGGUGCAAUCACGACAUCAUCGCCGGCUGUGAAAGAGAAGUUGCUGACACUGCGAAUGGUGUCUCAGAUGAACGUAAGAAUGAAAGCAUUAUGCGGCUAUCCUGGGCUUUGGUUCAUUCUAGACAACCGGAAGAUGUGCAGCAUGGGAUAGGUAUGCUUGAAGCUUCGUUAGCCAAUACCAACAGUCCGUUGCAAAAGAGAGAGAAGCUAUAUCUUCUGGCUGUUGGCUAUUACAGAAGUGGUGAAUAUUCAAGGAGUAGGCUUCUCUUAGAACAAUGUUUGGAGAUUGCACCUGAUUGGAGGCAGGCUUUGUCCCUUAAAACGACUGUUGAAGAUCGAAUUACUAAAGACGGUGUUAUCGGAAUCGGCAUUAGCGCUACUGUUGUAGGACUUAUUGCUGGCGGGAUUGCUGCAGCAUUGGCCCGAAAGAAUUGAUCACCUUGAUCCGAAAUAUGUGCAGUUGAAAUGUUCUCCUUCGGCAGUUAUUUUAAGAAAGGGGCAUCACUGGUUCAUUCUUACAAAUUGAUGAUUUUAUCAUUUAUUUGGUGACUCAAAUUUCAUAUAUAUGAGAAUUACUUCAUACAAAUAAUGCUCAAGGCAAG